UACGAUCGCUUUUACAGCAUUCCGCAGCUCGUGACGUCACACCACGGCCAUCUUUGCUUGUGUGUAGUGUGGUGGAACUGUUUGUUCGACAUUUAGUCGUCGUAAACGCGACCAAAGCUGUUUUGUUGCAACUAAUGCGCAGAAAUAUCCUGUUUUGCGGAGAACUCGGCCACACAUUUAUGGAGUUUGUAACUAACAGCGGAGACUACUGUCAGGCACAGCACGUCUAAGAACAUCUGUUCGUCACUGGGGUCGUCCGUGAACUCCGUGUCGAGGAUAUCACCAUUUCCAGUUACCUUGCCACAUCUGUGGUACUGCAUGCACAGCAAAAAACCGUGGAUUUACUUGCAAAUUUUCUUGUGAACUGAACUUGAGGUUCCACAUCAACGCAUUUAGGACAAGGAACAGCCAAGAAAUACUUGCAUGGGGUGAAGACACGUGCCAGCUUUCUUCUGUUCUGAAAAAUAUAAAUUUGUUGGGGUUUUCAUACCAUUCUGUUGCAAGUUUAUUUUGUUUUUUGUAUUAAAAGCAGGACAAAAGAAAACUUGGCCUCUUGACAUUUGAAGUUCUUCAUGUGUUUUCCUUGUGGUCUUUUAAAGCCUGUUUUAAAACAUUUUACCUCAGCAUAAACUAUUGACCGUUUAACAAUGAAGGCCCGACGCCCUGAACCAGCUGAGAUCGAGUACAAAAACAUGAGGUUUCUCAUUACAGACCGUCCUACUGAUGCCACAUUGGACAAAUACAUAGAGGAACUUCAGAAGCAUGGAGUUAAGCAUGUGGUUCGAGUGUGUGAUCCUACAUACAACAAGGAGAAACUUGAGAAGGAAGGCAUUGAAGUGCUGGACUGGCAAUUUGAUGAUGGCAGCCCCCCACCAGCAGAGGUGGUCAGCAACUGGUUCAACUUGCUAAAGACUAAAUUUCGAGAAGAUCCUGGUUGCUGCGUUGCUGUCCAUUGUGUGGCAGGCCUAGGAAGAGCACCAGUGCUUGUAGCUAUUGCCUUAAUGGAAGCAGGGAUGAAGUAUGAAGAUGCUGUGGAGCUCAUUCGACAGAAGCGUCGUGGAGCAAUAAAUUCUAAACAGCUAGCUUUUCUAGAGCACUACCGUCCCAAGUCACGCCUUCGCCCCAAGGCCAAUGGCCAUACACAGUGUGCCAUUCUCUAAGACAAUGGCAAGAGGAGUUUUCCAGACUGUCUGUUCUCCACCACAGCAAGCCCCUCCAAGCUCACCAUUGUCAUGUUUUUGUACCCACACACCGCCCUUAACCAUCUUUCUCAUAUUUCAUGUAUCGCUGAUCAUUCAAGGCAAAGUCUGGGCACUGCAGUUGGGAUCCCUUUGGCAUGGGCCAAGUGGUUGAAUGUUUUAGCAGUUUAACUGCCAUGCCUUUGUGAAUGUUCGUAUUUUAAAUGUAUUACAGUUGUGAAGCAUGAGAAGUGGACGGAGGUGUGUGCGUGUGCGCAUGUAUCUGUGCAUGGGAAGAUGACCAGGCUUUGGACAAAUGUAAGAAAGUGUUGGUGUUCUUGUGUGGUUGAUGACCAGCGUACUGUUGUCAUGAAAUGUCUGAUAACUCUUAAAAGUUUGGAGAAGCUUCUUUCUGCAAUUGUAAAUUUUUGUUCUUGUCAUCAUGGAAAAUGGUCGAUUCUCCCAUCCUCAAGUGCAUGCCAGUAAACAAAUGAUGUUAAUCGAUAUUGUAUGAAAAAAGAAGUAAAUUAUGAGUGUAUCAAAUGCCUAUCUUUGAUGGUGUCUGUGAAAUAUGUGCUUUGAUGACAGUUAACUAUUAUGGCUGGUUGGGAGGGGUAUGUGAGUGGGGCAGUGUGAUUGAAAAUGGUCUUGUAUUAAUAAUGUUCAUACACAUAAGAGACUAAUGAAGCUCUUCCUCAAUAUACCAUCAUAAAAAAUAAAAAGUGAAUGUGUUUUAUAAAACCUCAGGCUUCCACAGCCUUUGUUAGUGAAUGAGUUUAUAUAAAUUAUCUGCCAUAUCUGUAUCAGUUGCCUACAUACACAAUUUGAUUAAUUAACCACCAGUUCCACCUGAAAAUAAGUUGUGAUCAUUCAAGGCAAAAUUAUGAUCAUAUUUUAUUUCUUUCCAGCAAAUAGAAAAAAAUUACUGCUUAAAGGACAACAUGAGUGCAACAUUUUUUUUCUUUAUGAUUGGGUUCAGUUCAUUUUAAAACGAUAAUUUCCAAAAUAUGAGAAUGUUAUGCUUCAUUUUCAAGAUAUUAGCCUUCAAACAUUGGCAUUCUCACUGCAAAUAGGAAAGCAGAAGAAAAUUACUCUCCCUCUCUGGACCGUUCCUUUGCACGCAAGUAGCAUUUAUAACAGCAAGUGUGCUCAGUUCUUCAAAUCUAUGCAGGCCUUCUGGUCAAAAAAAAGAAACAUCUCUUUGGUUGUCAAGUCCAAAAAAUUUUUUUUUUGUCCUAAAAAUGAAAUGGAUGAUUAUGUAAUACAGCCCUGAGCUUUAUUUAGAAGCUUCGAUUGAAGCUUAAAAAAAAAAAUUGGAAGGUUAAACCAAAUUCAUUCUGCAUACUGGUAAGUAAAUCUCUGGAUAAAAAUUAAAUGGGUAACAAUUGCAGUCUGUAUUGGGCUAUUGAUGUAGGAUGUAGACAAGAACGAUGCAUUGAUGUUGCAUAUUUGGUGCAUGAUCUUUGUUUAACCUUUUUACUAGCAAUCAUGGUUUUAACGGCAUGUACUUGAAUAGUUAACACUGGUGUAGGAAAAUCUUUUUGUUUUACUGAAAGUACUUGUACUGCACAAGUGGAUAACAAUCGAUUUUGAAAUGUUUUGAGCAAAUUCUUGAAUAUGGGACGAAGUUCGCACAGCAUGUGUAAGCAAAGCAGAGAUCUGUAUAUAUACAUCUCCGAACAAAGUUGAUCAGUUGUCGUUUGUAGCCAUUAUUUUCAGGAUUUCCUAAAUGAGUACGAACUCCAUCUAAGUGUCAAAGAGAACAUUUAGCGACAGCACAUUGUGUCCUGGUCUGUUUUCUUAUGCAGUGAAUUGCAUUUUUUCCUUCAUGCAGACGAUAUUAUUUUUAGAAAUAUUACUUUUUCAUCCUGUUUUCUCAGCGAAUUAAGGUAUGAUUGUGAGGAGAACAUUAAUAUUACUCGUGCCUCUUCAUCAUAAAAUACUAGCAGAAUGUGUUAUUGUGAUACUUUAUGCUUUAUUUCUAGUUAUUUUUGCUGAGCACUCGUGUUGUCCUUUCAAACGUGACACUUUCAUGUUAUGGACAGGUUGAGAAUAAUCAUGAUAGGCAAAUCGAAUAUGAUGUCAUUGCCAGUUUGAUACAACACUUUUGGAUCAUUGCUGUAGAUAGUUUUGAAGAUUCAGUGUUAAAAGAAUUUUUGAAGAAAAUGGCUUCAUGUAUUUCUGGUAUUCAUUUUUCAUUACUAAUGUUGCUGACAUCAGUAAUGGAGAUUGUUCCUUUUGAAAAUCUUGUUAGUUUGAAAAAAGUGAAAGGCAACAAGAUGUGAAAAGAAAUUUUGAUCAUUGAAUCUGUGAUUACAGUAGAAUUCACUAAAAUAAAAAUGUUUGGAUGUUUACUGAAAACAAUGGAUAACUCCUGUCAGUUGUAGAUGCUAAGGCAUAAAAUACUAAUGAAAGUUUCUUUUAUAUUUUAAAAAACGCAGAGCAUUGUGAAUGUUUUGCAUAGAUUGAACUAAUCCUCUUAUUCUUGUGCUGCAGGGUCAAAUAACCAAGAUCCAUAACUAUUGCAUUGUUAUAGUAACAGUCUCUAAUUGUUGCUACUGAAACAGAUUUUUUUUUUAAAAAGUGCCAGUAAUGGUGGUGAAGUCUUUAAGUUCAUUUAUGGCAACUAUUACAAGACAGCCUGCUUCAUACAUAGAAUGGAGUAGUGCUACAAAAUAACUCGAUUGUGAAGGCUGAGGACAUUCUGCUUUGGUCCUAAACAUCCAGCCCAAUAGUUGUUUUUGUUUCUCUUGAAAGUGAUAGUUCUCAUGAAGUUUUUAUUUUUUAAUGUUUUCUUUUGGGGUGUGUCAAACUUGUCAGCAACAGAAAGCUUUUUGGAAUGUGUCUUCAUUAGUGGCCACAUUUGAUACUUUGAUACCAGUUAAUCACUCACUGAUCUUGUUGAAUGAUGAUAUGUUUGAUAAGCCUACAUAUACAAACUAAAAUAAUGCAUGAAGCAACAUGUUAAUGGUAUUUUCAGAUUACCAUUUUAGUCUGCUUUGAGAUCUUUUGCCAAAAUGAUAUUCAAGUUUUUUCUAGCCAUGUGCCACCAAAUCUCUUUUCUGUAGAAGUGGCCAAAUAUUUUGUGGAGCUAUUUCUCAACUUGCACAGAUUGCAAUAAGUAUUUUUCUCUCUGAAAUUCAGACAUCAAAGCAUCAUUUGAUUUUUCUCUCAACCCCACAUUUAUUUAAUUUGCAAUUAAUGGCUGGAACAUUGAGUGGAUGCAAAGAAAAAAAAUGUCACAAAGUCCCACGUAGUAAGGUUGUGGAUGGCGUACUGUGUGGAGUUCUCUUAACACGGCUACAUGCAAAUUAUUGCAUGUCCUCACAUUUUUUUUUUAAUGUACACAAAGUUUGCAAACUUGAAUGUUGACGAUGUAACUUUGUUGUGCUAUUAUUUUUAUGGCACCCCUCUAAUGUCCUUAAGUGUAUUCUUAACUGAGAAGAUGUUAAGAUAUUAGUAAUUUGGAAUUGUUUAAAACUUGGAACGCUCUCAGCACAUUUUAGAUUGUGGAGAUCAAUAACUCUCUAGCUGAAGAGACAGUUUUUGACUGACCUUUAUUUUCACACCAUCUGAUCCCCAAAGGCAUACCCAAGUAUACCUCCAAAGUGAGAUUCCAAAAGCUAAAAUCUCAAAAAGUUAGAAAAUACAUAUUGGUUCCUGUGAAGUAUUGCAUGGAAGAGGUCCUCGGAGCUAUCAUGGCAUGAGUUAAAUAUUUCAUGAAAUGUAAAGUUUCUGUUAAACAUUUAAGCAGUAAGGAGUGAAUAAGUUUGCCAAAAUCAAAUAUCUCCACAAAUCCUAAAAGGGGUAGGGCUAAAGUGUCUUCCAUGUUUCCAGCAGAAAAAGAACACAUUUUUACCAGUCAAAAUGGCUUUCAUAGAAUCUUCCCUUGCAUUAUAUACUUAAAUGGUUAUGUGUGCAAACUUUUCUUAGUGGAAGAAUAUUUUAUGUUUAUAGAUAAACGCAAUACAGGCAUGGAAAGGCUGGUACUACAAAACUUAGAAGUAUCUGGAAAUAUUUUGCAUAAACAAAAUAAACAGGAAUGAGAAUGAAAAAAUCCAAACCUGCAAUAUGAGGAUAAAUGCCCUUUGCCUUGUUUAUAAUGUUUUACCUUCUGUCCUGAAAGUAUAUAAUAGAAACGCACAAAUAUACCAUUUCACACACCCAAAAAUAUUGUUUCAUUUGCAAGUGUUAUGGUUUUAGUCCAUAGCUUAUGACGAGAAUUAACAAUGUAAACAUUUUAUUUAAACAGUGACAAAUGGGUUUUUUGAUGCUUCUAUGGAAUGUAGGAUAUGCUUCAAUAGAAUAAAAUGCCUUGUUCAAGUUCUCGAAGCUACAUUCUGCAACGAUUCGAAUGGUGUUAGAAAUGAGGUGUUUUAUCUGCCUGUCUUUGUUCAAUUACAGUCGUAAUUUAAUUUUUACUACAAAUUGUGCUAAUAGACAUUAAAAUUUAAUUUGAGUUUGUUAAUUACAGAUAUGCAUGGAGAAGGGGAGUCCUAACUGGUUAUUCAAAGUGGUAUGCCUGUUUCUGAUGAUCAGCAGUCUUUGCAAAAAAAAAAUAACCCCAUGCAUUCAAGGUUGUUCAGUUUUAUAUGCUGCUGGUUUGGGUGUAAAACUAUUGUACUUUUUUUUUGUUAAAAAAAAAAACCGGUGUCAGGCUGUGACCGAGGUUACUACUAAAGUGGACUUUUUUUUGGAUGUAUUUUAGUUUUUGGUGUCCUUUUUCAUUGCUUGUUGUCUUUGUCCUUUGGGCAAUAACUCAUUUUGUGAUAUAAAACAUUACUGUUCUUUGGGUAUGCACUCAAAAGUGCUAAUUUGCAUUACAUGACCAUUCUUCAGUCUUCAAGAGGGAGCAACAUCUUGUCACUGGACACUUAAGGCUUCUCUUUGAAGUGUAUAAAAAGUGCUUCAAGCAAUCCAUUUGCAACAACAACAUAGCUAAGCUAUUAUAAACAACAUGUUAUUAUUCUUAAGGGAAAGUUGCACUGACAGGUAUUUUGGUAGGUUUGGUGUUUUAGACAUCAGAGCUGUCAGAAUAGGUGUUUCACUAUAUUUGGUGAUUUAAUCGAAAUAGCAAAAGUAGUGGUUUUGCCUGCCUAAUGCUUUAACGAUAGCAUUUACACAUUCUUUCCUGUUCUUAAAGUUUCAGCAGGAUAAUAUCUAAUUAUCACUCUUUAGGAGCAGAUAAAAACCUAGAAAACACAAAGCGAUCAUUUUUAUCAUUUAACUUAUAAGUGUUCAUCAUUUCUAAGCUUGGUAGUGUUGGCGAUCCUUGUGGUUUAAGUUUGACACGUUUCCUAACAAUAUGGAAUUCUUCGAUUUGAAACAGUUCCUCUGUAGUUAAGUGAUACACUUGCUAUUAUAAUUUUUGCUUUUUUAGUGUGGUGCAUUUAACUUGUUGCAUUUGGCUUAUGAUCUCUUGCAAAACCAAACUGCAGUUUAUCAACCUAACUAGUAAUGUCACAAUGGUUGCUGUAGCUAGAUCUUCACUUUCAUGAUCUGUCUCCAUUUAUUUUAUAGCCACAUGACUGGGCUAUAAGAGGUCUCAUUCUGCACGCAGCUCCAUGUAAUUCUUUUGCAGUUUUUCUUGCUGUAGAUAAAUAUUAGUUGCCCAGUAACCAUCAUCAAUUAAUAAUAAACGUGUGAUUUAUAGCACAUAAUUACACUCAUAAAGGAGCAUGCUCUCAUUCCUUAAGACAAGUAGGAGAUAUGGAUAUAAUACAAAGGAUGGAAUGAGAAACAACUAUACAGAUAAGUAAUAAAAAAGAGGAAUUAGGGAACAAACAAGAUGGAGAGUGUUGUAGAUCUGUAGAGGCAGACAGGUCGAACUGAACAAUCAGGGAGGUCACCAAAAACAAAAACAAAAGAAAAGCUUUGAAUCUAAUAAAUGGAAAUUAUUUUUAAGGUUGUCUCUGCCAAUUUAUCAGUUUUCUCUGUAUAGCACAUAUUUUCCAGCUUGGGCUUAGCAGUCUAGGAUUAUUGAGUUUCAAAUGUAGAUGGUAAAGUGAAGAUAAAAUUGUAUGUAAUGUGAUCAGUGGCUGUAAGUUUCAAAGAAUUGUGCAUCAUUGUUUAUAGAAAGGAAUAGGAUUUUAGUGUUUCGUAGUAUUUUCUCUAGAUAACAACUUGUAACAAGACUAAUGAAUUUCUCAUCUUCCUGAUGAAUUUAAUUAUAAUCAUUAUUUACAUAGCUAUUAAACUGUAUAUUUGGAUGUAAUACUAUACAUGGCAAAAGUUUUUUUCAGUUUUGGUGAAAGCAUUUUUGUGACCAUUUUUAGUUAGGGUAACACUUAGGUGAUUACUUAAUUUUAUGAUGUUGCCUUGUUUGCUUUGGUCAGUAAGAAGUAUAUGUACUGAAAAGCUUUAGUUACACCGCUAGUGGUCAUUGAUACUCAUAAAAAAAUAUCCCAUCCCACCGUAUUUUACACUUGUCCAUCACAACCACCCUCCCCAAAUCAGAGUAUAUCUGUGUGCUACAGUUGUUCCUUCCCUUUACCUCCGAUCGCUAGGAAUGGCAAAGAGAGAAAUGCAAAACAGACAUGCAUGGCUGAGAGAUCGGGUAUAGUUGUAUAUGUCUUGUAUUUUGUGUAUGGUCAAAAAGUGUGUGGUACAUGUGCACAGUAUAACAAAUAAAGCAUUUGUUUGGCA
Pomacea canaliculata is the source of this 7823-nucleotide messenger RNA. Its product is annotated as protein tyrosine phosphatase type IVA 2-like. Gene Ontology annotation, biological process: protein dephosphorylation. Gene Ontology annotation, molecular function: protein tyrosine/serine/threonine phosphatase activity. The record is from RefSeq and is a predicted model, not a curated record. Bases 648 to 1160 code for a protein of 170 amino acids. Gene Ontology annotation, cellular component: nucleus. NCBI's taxonomy places the organism in Eukaryota, Metazoa, Mollusca, Gastropoda, Architaenioglossa, Ampullariidae. The transcript is spliced from 7 exons.